AUGCGAUCUUUCCUGAGCUUCGUUGUUCUUUCCGUGGUUGCCAGCACCUAUGCCGCCAUUGGCCCGGUCGCAGACUUGCACAUUGGCAAUGCUAACGUUGCGCCUGAUGGCUUUACCCGAGCGGGUGUCCUCGCUGGGUCCGACGCUAACUCCCUCGCAUUCCCGGGCCCUGUCAUCACCGCCAACAAGGGUGAUACGUUCCAAUUAAACGUCAUCGAUGCAUUGACCGACACGACCAUGUUGACGAGUACCUCCAUCCAUUGGCACGGUUUCUUCCAAAAGGGAAGUAGCUGGGCCGAUGGUCCCGCUGGAGUGACCCAAUGCCCAAUCACGCCUGGAAAUUCAUUCCUCUACGAGUUCGCCGCUGGCGACCAAGCUGGCACGUUCUGGUACCACUCCCAUGACUCGACCCAAUACUGUGACGGUCUGAGAGGUGUUAUGGUUGUUUACGACACAGAUGACCCGCACAAGAGCCUCUACGAUGUCGACGACGAGUCCACGAUCAUAACACUCUCCGACUGGUACCACACCGUCGCUCCGUCUGCUGGUCUUGUCCCAACACCCGAUGCCACCCUUAUCAACGGUGUCGGCCGUGCUGCUGCUGGUGACACCGUUCCCCUUGCCGUCAUAACUGUCGAGUCCCAGAAGAGAUAUAGGUUCCGCCUUGUCUCGAUGUCUUGCGACCCCAACUACACGUUCUCUAUCGACGGCCACACCAUGACCAUUAUCGAAGUCGACGCAGUCAACACCCAGCCCCUCGAGGUCGACUCGAUACAGAUCUUCGCCGGUCAGCGCUACUCCUUCAUCCUCAACGCCAACCAAGCUGUCUCCAACUACUGGAUCCGCUCGGAGCCAAAUGUCGGCACGACUGGGUUUGAUGGCGGGAUCAAUUCUGCCAUUUUGAGAUAUUCUGGCGCAGAGGCUGUUGAUCCGGAGACGACGUCAUCGACAAGCAACGCGCUGCUUGAGCAGAAUCUCGUCCCGCUCUCUGGCGCUGCUGCUCCAGGCACUGCGGGUGUUGGCAAUGCGGAUGUCAACAUCAACCUCGACAUGGCCUUCAGCUUCACUGACCUCAAGUUCACUAUCAACGGUGCCACCUUCACGCCCCCGACUGUUCCGGUUCUACUUCAGAUCAUGAGUGGCGCGCUGACUGCUGCUGACUUGUUGCCCGCCGGUUCCCUCUAUGUCUUGCCAGCCAACAGUGUCGUCGAGCUCUCGAUGCCGGGAGGAUCUGUCGGAAGCCCACAUCCCAUCCAUCUUCACGGCCAUACAUUCGACGUCGUUCGCAGUGCCGGCAGCAGCACCUACAACUACGACAACCCCAUCAAGCGCGACGUCGUCAGUAUUGGCGAGACCGGUGACAAUGUCACGAUCCGCUUCACCACCGACAAUGCCGGCCCAUGGAUCAUGCAUUGCCACAUCGACUGGCAUCUUGAGAUUGGUCUCUCCGUCGUUUUCGCUGAGGACGUUCCGACUGUCGCCACCACCACCCCUCCCACUGCUUGGGAUUCACUUUGCCCCACAUAUGACGCAGCCUUCGGCACCUCGUCUGAGCGCCGCAGACGCGCAGUUACAUUCUGA
Cyclocybe aegerita is the source of this 1581-nucleotide messenger RNA. Lineage: Eukaryota; Fungi; Basidiomycota; Agaricomycetes; Agaricales; Hemipholiotaceae. The record is from the annotation of a GenBank genome assembly.